AUGUCGCCCGAGACGUCGCAGUCGCCGUCCGAGCCCUCGCCCACGGCGGCUGGCAACGGCAACGGCACAGCUGCCCGCCCGGCCAAGCGCGCCCGCACCGACGCCCAGAUGGCCCAGAAGCGCAAGGCCGACCGCCUCAAGCACCGCGUCAACCGCGCAGAGAGCAAGACGCGCCUCGAGAAUAUUGAGCGCGACGUCUCCUUCCUGCGCAGCAGCGUCGGCGACCUGCUGUCGCAGCUGCGCAUUGUGCGCCGCGCCGACCCGGCCGGCGUUGGGGCCGCCGGGGACGGCGUGCCUGGAGCUGCUGCACCCUCCGAUGCUGCUGGUGUCGGUGCUGGUGCUGGUGCGCCCCCGGCAGGCAUGUCGUCCAUGUCCGAUGCCCUCUCGAACCCCUGGUUCAAGGCCAUGAUGGACACCCCCGUCAGCGGAGGCUUCCCGCAGUUCCUCAGCACCCAGGCCUCGCCCUCGUCCAUGGGCUCCACGACGCCGCCCCCCAACGUCGUCGAGUGUCGCUGCGGCGUCGAGCACACGGACCGCACCGACUGCCUCGAGCUCAAGAGCUUCAUGAUCCUCUACCAGGCCCACAUCGCCCUCUCCCAGGACCCCAACUUUGCCAUCUCCAUCCCCCGGAACCCGUCCCUCGCCAAUCUCAUGCUCCACUCCAUCACCGACAACCCCCUGACCAUGAUCAUGGGCUCGACCCUGCGCCAGUUUGAGGUCCAGAACACCGAGACCUUGUUUGGCCUGUACUUUCUGUGCUAUCGCCUGUUGCGCUGGCGCCUGUACCCCAACCCAGAGUCCUUCAACGACGUCCCCGACCUGAUCCGCCCUAGCCGCAUCCAAAACUCCAUCCUCCACCCCGUGUCCAUCGACUACAUGCCCUGGCCGAGGCUGCGCGACUUCCUCUGCCUCAACCAGAACCGAGACUCGCGCCACUCGGUCGACCUGUACAUCCGCUCCAUCCAGCUGCGCUGGCCCGCCGACAAGCAGCUGCUCUGCCGCAGUCCCGUCGGCGACAUUCAGCUUAACCCCGAGUUCGAGUCCAUCAUAAGCGACAUCCGCUACUGGCACCUUGGCCCGCCCUGGCGCGACGCCUUUCCCUCGCUGCGCAAGUACGUCGAAUGA
Messenger RNA from Purpureocillium lilacinum, 1125 nucleotides. RefSeq lists its product as uncharacterized. NCBI's taxonomy places the organism in Eukaryota, Fungi, Ascomycota, Sordariomycetes, Hypocreales, Ophiocordycipitaceae. The record is from RefSeq and is a predicted model, not a curated record.